UUGGGGUUAAUAGUGCAGGCUUUGACACACACAAGGAACAAUGGCGGAACAAAUCCUGCACUGACCGUCUGUAGAAAGCGGACAUCCCUGCUUAUUAUCGGAGAGUGGUUUAUGUUCAAUAAAGAUACGUUUACACCUGUUCAGCAAUAAACCAAAGGGCCACCACCAUGUUGUCAAACUGUUACCAGAAGUUCUACACAAACCAGAUCCACUCCAGCUCUUUGCUGUGUCAGCUGUCCACCAUGUGGAAGAGCCAGGUCCUCUGUGAUGCCAUGAUUAGAUCGGGCUCAACAAUCAUCAAAGCACAUCGGGUAAUCUUGGUUGCCGCUUGCCCAAUGUUACAGUCUAUGGAGAAGUCAUCAGUAGGAUCACACCUGGAGGUUCGCCUAGCAUCAGACAUCACAGCAGAUUCCAUUAACACAUUCCUACAGUACUUGUAUGAGGGCUUCAUGAUGCUGACAGAGGAAAAUUGUAGAGAAGUGGAGAAAAUUGCCAGAUUGUUACAAGUUGACAGUGUCAUUAAGUGCUGUGCAGACUUUAGCAAGUGCAUAAGCUUGAAAACUGGUACGGGUAAUUUUAAUAAUGAACAAUAUCGCUACACAUUCCAUGACAUGAUUGAAUUCCGCCAUGUUAGGUCUUCUGACCUGCAGAAGACAGUGCAGGAUAAAAUGAAGAGACCUGCUACAGAUUUCCUCAGAGCAGGAAGCCCGAGUGCUAAAAGGCCAAAGCAUUUCCGGAUGGGGAGUCCUUCUGAUAUUUCAGUGAUAGCAGAUAGGUUAUCCAUGGCACAGAGCUACGCACAUCAAGAGAAAGUGAACCAUUCCAGUGCUCUGACACCAAGUCAGAGACAGAACAGUAAUUCCCAGAAACAACCUGUCUACCCAGUGGAGAUAGUGGAGGACAGCAUCGAGCUGGUGCAAACAGAAUUGAACCCUGAAACAAACACAGUUAAUGUGGAUGAGGCUGUGUCGGUGGGGAUCACCAGCCAUAUAGACAAUUCCUCAGACUUACAAGUGAUCGACAUAUCAAAAGAUAAAUCAAGCCAAAAUAGUGCUAGCAGUAGUAGCUCUGCUGUCCUUUCCCACCACCCCCCUGACUCCAUCACUGUGAAUCCUCUGGAAAAUUUUGCAAAUUCAGACAGCUCCAUAUCUAGUCUUAGAGAGUCUCCCUUCGCUUCUGCUCUGACAUCUCAUCGAACAUUAUCCUCAGCUUCAUCCAGACAUCAUGAUGACAUUCCCACCAUACGGAGGUCGAAAGGGCCCGACCGGCCCCCAGAACCUCUGUCCUUGCAGACAGUACAGCAGAUGACUAGAGCCUCAAACUCCCUGGCCUCCAGCAGCAGCCCUACACAGUCCAACUCAGACUCUCAGUGCAGCAGACCAUCGAUGGUUCCAUCAGAGAGAGCAAAUCGGACCAGCAGGGCUGGGGCGUCUAGUACUUACCAAACACCAGAUUCAAAGAAAGAAAAAAGCUCUCAACAAGGUGACCCAGACCUGAGCAUUGUGAAAAAAGAAGCAGAGGAAGAUUCUGCCAACCCAGGAUUGGACAUGUAUGUGGACUCACUGAACGAGCCCAAUGACACAGGGCAGCGAGAUUCUGAGGUGGACGACACAGAGGGGGAGGUCACUGGUGACUGGAGCAAAGAGGACCUGUCCAUGGAAGGAACCCCUGGUACUGAACAAACAAUGUGGGUGGAUCCGAGCUUCAAAGAGCAUGGUUGGAUAAGUACACCACAUCGGGCCACAGAGGUUCUGACCCAACUGGCUUUGUACUCCACCCCACCUGGUGGUGGUCUGACUCCCAUAGAGCCCCCGCCUCUCUCUGUGUAUGUCACUCCCCCCAAUGGAGGCAGCAGCAGACGCAAAAAGAAAAAACAGUACGACCGUUCAAUGGAUCACAAAGAGAGUGCGUUGAGCAAAGAGGAUGAAAAGAGUACGGACGAUUCAGUGUCGGCUGAUGGGGAGGCCUUUUGUGCUAGUGGGCUGGUAUCCACAAUGACUGAGACUGAGUUUGUUCAGUUGUCCAGUAUGAUUCCUUCAUUCAGUGACUCCAAGGUUCACUGUACUGAAAGCCUGCAAGGAAAACAGAAGAACUGUGUUCUCUGCAAGUACCUGGGUAGAAAAACCAAUGAAGGACUACUGAAGGUUCGAACCAGAGCCAAAUGUAACGCUUGUGAUACUCCACUAUGCAAAGGACCGCCCAGGAACUGUUUCCGGGACUUCCAUGAGCUGUACAAGAAAUUCAAAUUUCCAGACUUGAAAUGGAGUCAUGCUUCUGUGUACCAGUACCCUGGAAGAGGGGUGAACGCUCGCUUUAUCAUCAGCCCAGAUAUCAAUGAUCCCCUUCAACAACAAUAAGGAAAAUACUGCUGUUUUUUUUUUUAUAUAAACAACCGGUUCUUAAACCAAUGUACAACAAAAUUGAUCAUGAUAGGACUAGAAGACUUGGUUGUACCAGAAGGUGUGAUUGCUCAAUGGCUCCCUCUAUAUGCGUUACUUACUGACAUUGUGAAAAUAUGGGUGUUGGUGAUUUUUUACAUUUAUUUUUAUAUUCUUCUUAUUUAAAAGAUCCUUAUUCUCCUUAAUUGUCAGGUAUCAGCAUUUUCAGUACUUGCAAGGAAAUGCAUAUGUUCCUAGAGGUAUUCUUUUUGAAACUCUCACUGGUUGCAUGAGUUUUCAAGGUACGAAUAUGAAAGCAAUUUUCACACCUGACCAAUUUCAAAGGAAUACAUAUAUACCCCAAACAUUUCAGUUGUUCACCUAACUGAAUCCUAUCAAAGUCUGUAAACUGGCUUAAGUCUAUAUAAAGUGGAAAGUCCUUCUACAAAAGAAGACAAGAAUAAUGAAAUUAUGAGAAUUUAUUACAACAUUUUUUAAAGCAAAUCAUUAUAAAUAAGUUUAGAAGUGGUGCCCAUCGUUUUUUUUCUGCGCUUCAUUUAUUUCCACAAUACCUGGUAAUUUUUUAAUUUGAUUCAGAGUGAUAAUUUUUUCUUCAUGUUUGUUGUGGAAAAAACCAGAACUCUUUUGCAGUUAUCAUCCUAUUACUUGAAAGUUACCCAAAAGUCUCAAAAUAAACUCAAUUGAUGCCAACCUAAAAUUGGAUAAGUAAUCAAUAAGCAUGUAUUAAAAACAACACUGGUGUUGGCGUGAUGAUGGACUGUAAUAUUUGACUUUUACCUGAUAUACACAGUGAUAUUUAGCACAUCUGGUUCAUUAAAUCAAGCUUUCCUAUUGACAGUCGGUCACUUGUAUAUGUUCUUAUAGAUACACAUUACAUCUAGAAAUGGACAUCAUGCAAAGUCAUUAUUGCUUUCACAGGUUUUUAUCCAGUUUAACGAGUGUAAGUGGAUUUUUUGUUUGGUACAUACUUGGUUCUAAGACCAUCUACAGAAAUCAUUUUAUUUGAUCAUCAGAUUGCUUACUAAAACAUAUAAGAGCUUUUUCUUAAUUAGAAGAAUUUUUUCAAAGGGUGUUUUUUUCCAUAUUAGUUAUUUUUACCACAUACAUUUUCAUCUGUAAAAGUUUAGAUUCACAUUAAUGCGGUUGAGUAUAAAGAAAUAUAGUUUACCAUUUUUGAUAAGCCCAAUUUGAAUUUGCCCACAGGCAAUGAUGACAAAGAUAUGGGGAAAAAAAACUUGGAUGAAAAUAGUAAAUACAGUAGUUAAUUAAAAAAUUGCAUUAAUUGUCCUAAAAAUAUUUUAAAAUUUCUUGUUAUUUCUAGUAUAUAUUUUUAUGAAGUUCUUGCUUACAUGUUUUAUCUAGUCAUUGGAGCAGGUCUGCUUACAUAUAAUGUGAAUGUAUCCUGAGUGUAGGGAGAUGCAAAUGAACUAUAUAAAGUAAACCAGUAGCAGGCAUUCUGGUGAUACUCAGGGUCAACCUAAGCUGUGAAUGAGCAAACUAAGAAUCCAUGUAUUAAAGAGGCCACAAUAGAUUGUUAAAUUUUUAUUGAUUUCUAAUAUUUGAAACUGAUAGGUUGUGUCCAGUCUCUGUGUAAAAUCUCCACUAAACUUAAUUAGAGUGGACUUACAUGUAUGUAGAAUAGGCCAAUGUUUAAAAAUCACACAGGGCAUUCCAUGCAGAGGAAAAAUUAUUUUCUGCCAUUGUUUAUAUGGUAGCUUGUUUAUAUAUGUAUAACUCAUGUUAUAGCCAGAUUUAUAUUCAUAUAUAUAUAGUAUCUAAAUUACAAAGUUUAUCAGCUAUACUUAUGUGCUGUAUUUGUUGAUUAUUAAUAAAUUCUAUGGAUUUUUA
Molecule: messenger RNA, 4247 nt
Organism: Magallana angulata
Lineage: Eukaryota; Metazoa; Mollusca; Bivalvia; Ostreida; Ostreidae
Exons: 5
Coding region: 168-2357 (729 amino acids)
Molecular function (GO): protein binding
Source: RefSeq, a predicted model, not a curated record